AGCUUCACCCACUCCUCCAACCUGCACCUGCACCGCCGCACCCACUCGGCCGCACGGCCCUUCCGCUGCCCCGCCUGCCCCAAGGCCUUCGUGGUGGCCGCCUACCUGCAGCGCCACCUGCGCACCCACCGUGCGCCUGAGCCGCACCCCCCGGCCUGUCUGCUGCUGCGGGGGGGGCCGCCCCUCCCGCCCGCCACCCCCCGCAAGGUACUACUGCUACCUGGCCCCACCAAGCCUGCCCAGGUGGCGCAGGUGGGGAAGGGGCCGCACGCCUGGCAGGGCGUCCUGGUGGUGCCCCCUGGGGCGGGACAGGAGGGGGCGGGGACGAGUGUGAUUGUGCUGAGGGGUGGGAUGGGGCCUGCAGGUGUGCAGGUACAGGUGGCUGAGGCGGCAGGGAUGGCGACAGGUGUGACAGGUGUGGCAGGGGUCACAGGUGUGACGGGUGGGGCAGGCAUGGCAGGUGUACAACUCCUCCAGGCCACCGAGGUGACAGGUGUGGCAGGGGUCACAGGUGUUCCAAGUGUGCAACUCCAGGUGUUGCCGGAGGUCACCAAUGUCCAGGUGCGGGGGGGGGAGGGGACAGGUGUGACAGGUGUGGCAGGUGUGACCCGGGUAACAGGUGUCAAAAGUGUGCCAGGUGUGCCAGGUGUGCAGCUCCAGGCCACUGAGGUGACAGGUGUGGCAGGGGUGCCAGGUGUCACGGGUGUGCCAGGUGUGCAGCUCCAGGUGUUGCCGGAGGUCACCAAUGUCCAGGUGCAGGGCAGGGAGGUAACAGGUGUGACAGAGGGGGCAGGGGUGACAAGUGUCCUAGGUGUCCCAGCUAUUACUGGUGUGACGGGUGUCACAGGUGUGACAGGUGUUGCAGGUGUCACAGGGGUGCAGCUCCAGGCCACCGAGGUGACAGGGGUGACAGGGGUGCCAGGUGUCACAGGGCUGCAGCUCCAGGUGCUGCCGGCGCCCUCCGAGGUGGCCAAUGUCCAGCUCCAGGUGUUGCCACCGCCCCCUGAGGUGACCAAUGUCCAGCUCCAGGCACAGCCACCACCCUCAGGUGUCACCUGUGUUCAGCUCCAAGCAGGCCGCUGA
This is a messenger RNA of Corapipo altera (White-ruffed manakin), 1083 nucleotides long. Its product is annotated as zinc finger protein 628-like. The record is from RefSeq and is a predicted model, not a curated record. The annotation marks the transcript as partial. The transcript has 5 exons. NCBI's taxonomy places the organism in Eukaryota, Metazoa, Chordata, Aves, Passeriformes, Pipridae. Gene Ontology annotation, biological process: regulation of transcription by RNA polymerase II. Gene Ontology annotation, molecular function: DNA-binding transcription factor activity; RNA polymerase II cis-regulatory region sequence-specific DNA binding.